This is a messenger RNA of Bombus impatiens (common eastern bumble bee), 1498 nucleotides long. RefSeq lists its product as uncharacterized. The record is from RefSeq and is a predicted model, not a curated record. The transcript has 3 exons. Lineage: Eukaryota; Metazoa; Arthropoda; Insecta; Hymenoptera; Apidae. The coding region runs from base 71 to 724 and encodes 217 amino acids.
AGAUCGUUCGAUCGAACUAGCCACACUCGUAAUCGAGACGUCCGUUUCGUGGCCGGUGGUGUCCAGCAGCAUGAGCUUGCUCAUAAUUCUGGCCGCAUUAGUGGCGUCAACGAUCGCCAAGACUUACGAACAGAGAGAGUACUAUCAAUACAGAGGUCCACCGGCGCCAUUAACCAGCGAUGGGAUGGUGAUGGACACGCCGGAAGUGGCCCAUGCAAGAGCUGCCCAUCUAGCGUUACACGCUGAAACGAUAGCUAGAUUAAGAAAAGCUCAGAACGAUUACGAAACGUACGAGAACAACGAAAUGUACAUGCCUCGGAUGAUGGACCCCAUGGAGGUUAUUACGCAGAAACGACAAAGACAGAGGACGUUCGUGCCUUUGGAGAAUGACGGACGCGCCAUGGAAACCUGUAAGACUUGCAGUAUACCCCAGAUGACAGAAGCAAAAAUCCCGCAUGUAGCAACGCAUGCGAGAGCAGCCUCAAAGGCAUCCGAAUUUUAUGAAUUCGACGUCUUUGACGGACGAAAAAAUUUGGUUUACCUUGCUCCUAUCGGACUGACGUAUAAACACACGCCAACGAUAGGUUAUCGGGGACCAUUGGCGCCCCUGGGACCGGAUGGCCGCGUGAUAGACACACCGGAAGUAACGAGGGCACGCGAGGCUCAUAUGAAGGCGCAUGCUCGCGCUGUGGCGCUUUCAACGCAAAACGAUCUUUACUACUGACCAAUAAAAUAGGAUCUCUCUUUGUUUAUUCCGUGAGAUUUGGGUAAACGGACAUGUACGAUACGUUAAACGACUAACUUUGGUAUUUUUGUUUAAAAUUAAGAACGAUGAAAAGAUGCAAUACUCCGUUCUUUGAAGAGUUGUAAUAUUUUGAAACCGAAUUUUGACAUUUCUGUUUCAAGCUAAGGAUGAUGAAUAUAUUAUAAAGUUAUAUACAUGUACUGUACUCGAGUGAAGAAAAUUGCGCGUGUCGCCCAGUUUUCUUCUCAAAUCGUUCGACUUUCUGUCAAACUGUACGCAUUCGUUCUACGAGAAUCGCACAAUGUAACUUUUCGCAGCAAUGAGAGCACCGUUUGUAUUGUACCUGAUUUUUUACAUUUAACAUCGUUUUGGACUUUGAUUUUCGUUUGUUCGGCAGUUUGACAACGAAAACAACCUACGCACUUUUUGUAAAUAAUGUUACCAAUGCACACACUCAACCCUACAUAUACGUAAUAUUAAUUAAAACGAAUCAUUUUAUAUGAAAUAACGAUUUCUUUUUAUCUCACAUUGCCAUUGCUGCAAUUCGAAUUUUAUUGCCAUAUGAUUGUUACUAAUGAUUAACAAUAGGUGAUUUUAACAACGUCUAGAUUCUAAGCCAAUAGUAAUAACUUAUGAUAGUCGUAGAAGGUUAAGAUACUUAUGUGAAAUGAAUUUUACGUUGAUUAGAAAAUCUCUCUCUUACCACCAAAGUGUAUUCUGUAUUUUUUAUUAUCUUUCCUGUGAAAUAAAAUA